CUUGCGGCCACCAUCAAAGCAGGGAUCGUUGCUAAGAAGUCCACUGCGCGAUGAGUGGAAAGAAGAGCGUGGUCAAGAACCGGGCCCCCGCGCCCAUCCAGAUCACAGCGGAGCAGAUCCUACGCGAGGCACAAGAGCGGAAAGAGGAGUCGGUGAAGCCAUCUCGCCGACGAAUCACCGAUGCCGAGGAGCUGGACGAGUACCGCAUGGGCAAGCGCAAAACGUUUGAGACCGAGAUCCGACGGCAGCGACAUCACUUGGGCACGUGGAUCAAGUACGCGCAGUGGGAAGAGACGCAGCACGAGUUUGCCCGCGCGCGGUCGGUAUUUGAGCGCGCGAUCGACGUCGAGUACAAGAACCAGUCGCUGUGGCUCAAGUACGCCGAGAUGGAGAUGAAGAACAAGUUCAUCAACCACGCGCGGAACGUGUGGGACCGGGCCGUGAGCUUGUUGCCGCGGGUGGCGCAAUUCUGGUACAAAUACGCAUUCAUGGAGGAAAUGGUGGGCAACUUGGACGCGGCGCGCGCGAUCUUUGAGCGGUGGAUGGAAUGGCAGCCGGACGACCAGGCCUGGUACUCGUACAUCAAGUUGGAAGUCCGUGCGAAGGAGACGGAGCGUGCGCGGGCCGUGUACGAGCGCUACCUCAUGUGCCACGUAGCCGAGCGAUCGUACCUCAAGUACGCGGCAUGGGAGGAGAAAGGGCUCGAGUUGGCGCGCGCGCGCACCAUCUACGAACGCGCGAUGGUCGAGCUGCGGGAAGACGAGCGCAGUGAGAAGACAUACAUUGCGUUCGCGGCGUUCGAGGAACGGUGCAAGGAGUUUGAGCGCGCGCGCGCGAUCUACAAGCACGCGCUGGACACGUUGGCCAAGGAGAGCGCGGUGAACCUGUACAAUGCAUUCAUCACGUUUGAAAAACAGCAUGGCGACCGCCACCGCAUCGAAGAAGUCGUGAUAGCCAAGCGCCGCGUGCAUUACGAAGCUCAAGUCGCGCGCAACCCGAUGGACUACGACACAUGGUUUGAGUACAUCCAGCUAGAAGAAGCCGAGGGCAACGAGACGCUGACUCGCGAAGUGUACGAGCGCGCGAUCGCGAACGUACCACCGGUGCACGAAAAGGUGUUUUGGAGGCGAUACAUAUUCCUGUGGAUCAAGUACGCCGUGUACAUGGAGCUGACAGUCGAGUCGGUCGAGGAUGCGCGCCAGGUGUACCAGCAGUGUGUAGCUAUUGUACCUCACCGCUCAUUUACAUUUUCCAAGCUGUGGGUGCUGUACGCCAAGUUUUUGAUCCGGCAAAAGGACGUGAAGGGGGCGCGACGGGUGCUCGGCGAAGCGCUGGGGCGCUGCGCCACGACCAAGUUGUUUCGCAGCUACAUUGCGCUGGAGCUCAUGAUGGGCGAAGUCGAACGGUGUCGCACGCUAUAUGAAAAGUGGCUCGUGUUUGCCCCACACAACUGUGUCGCGUGGAAGCAGUACGCCGACCUCGAGGCCGGCGUCGGCGAAAUCGCGCGCGCGCGCGCCGUGUUUGAGCUCGCGAUCCAGCAAAAUGUGCUCGACAAGCCAGAGAUGAUGUGGAAAGCGUACAUUGACUUUGAAAUGGACCAGCAAGAACUAGACAAGACGCGCGAGUUGUACGAGCGGCUGCUCGAACGCACCAAGCAUGUCAAGGUGUGGACGAGCUUUGCCCAGUUUGAAGGGAGCCAUUUCGAUGCUGACGCGGCGCGCGAUGUGUUUCGCCGCGCAUCGACGUGCUUGAAGGACGAGGGGAAGAAGGAAGACCGAUUGCAGCUGGUCGAGGCUUGGGUCGCCUUCGAAGAGGCGUUGCCGACCAACGACGUGGCCAAUAUCCAAAUGGCGCAGAAAUUGCUGCCUCGGUCCGUGCAGAAGCAGCGCAUGGCGUAUGCCGUCGACGGGUCGGAGCUGGGCAUGGAAGUGUACACAGACUAUGUCUUCCCCGACGAAGAGAAGUCGCAGUCGAAUCUCAAGCUGCUCCAAGCCGCCCAACUAUGGAAAAAACGCGCCCGCGAAGAAUAAAAAAACCUUUUUUUUGCACUUUUUUUUUUCAUCACAACCUGGAGACAUAAUAAUAUUGGAAGAAUAUCCCACUUUGGAUGCGAA
Molecule: messenger RNA, 2114 nt
Organism: Aphanomyces astaci
Lineage: Eukaryota; Oomycota; Saprolegniomycetes; Saprolegniales; Verrucalvaceae
Exons: 3
Coding region: 51-2030 (659 amino acids)
Biological process (GO): mRNA splicing, via spliceosome; spliceosomal complex assembly
Cellular component (GO): post-mRNA release spliceosomal complex; precatalytic spliceosome; U2-type catalytic step 2 spliceosome
Molecular function (GO): protein binding
Source: RefSeq, a predicted model, not a curated record